Molecule: messenger RNA, 1644 nt
Organism: Acipenser ruthenus (sterlet)
Lineage: Eukaryota; Metazoa; Chordata; Actinopteri; Acipenseriformes; Acipenseridae
Product: T-cell-interacting, activating receptor on myeloid cells protein 1-like
Exons: 8
Coding region: 59-970 (303 amino acids)
Biological process (GO): cell surface receptor signaling pathway
Molecular function (GO): transmembrane signaling receptor activity
Source: RefSeq, a predicted model, not a curated record
CACAGAUUGAGGAACUGUACAGUGUUAGUUUCAGAGAUUAGGUGAAUAGCGUUCUAAUAUGCCUUGGAAUGUGAAAUUAAUCAUGAUAUUUUUUGCACUUGGAGACGUGCUGCUGGUUUCGACAGAGCCACUUCGUACAGCACAGAUUCAAAUUGGGAAACCAACUGCAGUGGAAGGGGAGAAGGUUGAAAUCAAAUGUGUAAUAUCAGCUGUGUACAGAGAACAAUCAAACAGCAAGGAGAAUUUGUUCCAUCUGUAUAAAAACAGAGAGAAGAUCAGCUCACUGCCGGAGCCCGGAGGAAUGGCAGCUGUCACAUUUAUAAAACAAGACAUCAGAAAGAAUGACGCUGGAAACUAUACCUGCAUGUAUGGAAAAGAGAAUCCAGGAAAUGUGAAAAACAUCAGCCAUGGUUCUUCAGUUUAUCUCAGUGUACAAGAGUCAAGCUAUCAGCUCACACUUCAGCUAGACAAACACAACCCAAUGGAAGGAAUGGAUGUAUCAUUUAAAUGUAUGAUACCAGCUGAAUUUAGAGAUGCAGCAGGAAAAGAGGAUUUUUUCCAUCUGUAUAAAAAUGGAAGCCUUGUCGAUUCACAACCCGAUCCCAAAGGCUUACCAGGUGUUGAGUUUUCCAUAAAAAAUGUUAAGAGGAGUGAUACUGGAAACUACACCUGUGUGUAUGGAAAAGAGAAGCUUGUGAACUCAACAAACAGCAAACGCAGUCGCCCAGUCUACCUUCAUGUGACAGACUAUAUGACAACUCCAUUCCAACAAAAACUGACAGGAGAUAUGAUAACUCCAACCACAUCUAUCAAGACCCAACAGACAAAUGAGACAGAGUCGUACGGGCUGGGGAAUGACAUCAGAAUCUUCCUAUCCCUGGGGAUCCUUCUUGUGAUCUCAGUUAUUGUGGGGGAAGACUUCAGUAGCAGACAGAGGAAGCACCAUGGGGAUGACACCAAUGGACAAUAAACUGGCCCAUCCUUCAAUGCUGUCCUUUGAUCUGCAGUGCAGGUGUAACAUAUCUUGUAAUACGACACAAACAGCUCACAAGUUACAAAGAAAUAUCCAGCGAGGAAAAGGAGAGAGCUACAAAAAGCACCACUUUGUGAAAGCAAAGUAAAAGUGUUGCUAUCUUGUGUUCUCUGCGAACAUGUUGUGACGGGGAGCCCCACCCCUAUGUAUAUUUGUGCACUAUUUUUUAUGAUUUAUUUGUAUUAUGAUUUAUAUUAUAUAUGACGUCGAAAAGCCAUGUUUUGUUUUGUUUGUAGGACGACCGUCCGCCAUUUCUUGUUUCUGUUUUUAAAUGCCUUGUGGGAAUGCGUGACUAUCAGCUACUGAUUAUUUAACUGGCUGACAGUCACACAGACUUAAUAAACUUGUGCAGACGAUGACCGAGGGGUAAUAAGAUCAUUAAUAGCUAGUUAACCCCUCGGCCAGAAUGUAAAAGACCUGCAGUUUGGCUGCACACAGAGAAGUGUGUUCGUGAGUGGAGAACGGGUGAGGAUUAAUAAUAAUAAUAAUAGUAAAAAGAUAAUAACUAGCAUACUGUUACUCUGUAUUGUUUGUUUGGCCAACGUGCUCUUUUGUUUUGAAAGUGUAUUGUGUUUGUAUUAAAUAAAGCACUGAGCACCGUAACGUCUCAG